This is a messenger RNA of Triticum aestivum (bread wheat), 1203 nucleotides long. Its product is annotated as very-long-chain (3R)-3-hydroxyacyl-CoA dehydratase 2. The transcript has 8 exons. Gene Ontology annotation, biological process: fatty acid elongation; very long-chain fatty acid biosynthetic process; sphingolipid biosynthetic process. Gene Ontology annotation, cellular component: endoplasmic reticulum membrane. The record is from RefSeq and is a predicted model, not a curated record. Gene Ontology annotation, molecular function: 3-hydroxyacyl-CoA dehydratase activity. The coding region runs from base 176 to 859 and encodes 227 amino acids. NCBI's taxonomy places the organism in Eukaryota, Viridiplantae, Streptophyta, Magnoliopsida, Poales, Poaceae.
GUACAGACGACGAGCAACGAGGGCACAGAACCUCAGCCACAUAAACUGCUCCGUCAAUACUCAUCUGCAGCCACUUCUGGUAUCCUAGGACAAACCCUCUCUGUUCCAACACGAAGCGUCUCGCCGCCUCGGGAGGUUCGCCGGCCAGCGGCGAGAAGGAAGCGAGGCAGCGGCCAUGGCUCGCCUUUCGCGGCUCUACCUCCUCGCCUACAACUCCCUGCAGGCCAUCGGAUGGUCCGUCGCCCUGCUCCGUCUCCUCCCCUGCCUCGCCCCUCCCGUCUCCGUCCGCCCCGCGUACGCCGCCGCCGGCGACCUCAUAUGCUUUCUGCAGACCUGCGCGGUUCUUGAGACCGUCCAUGCCGCCGUCGGAUUGGUACCCACCUCGCCGUUUCUUGUUUUCCUGCAAUGGGGAGGGAGGACACACUUCAUCCUCGCCCUUCUCCGGCAAACCCCUGAGGUUCAGGGCAGUCCCUCUGUGUUAAUAACGUUUAUGGCUUGGAGCAUAUCUGAGGUCAUUCGAUACUCUCACUAUGCUCUGACUACGUUAAAAGUUUGUCCAGCAUGGCUGACUUACCUCAGUGUGCCUACAAAGACACUUUUCCUUAAUCUUGUAAUCCACUGUUGUGCUCUACUCUCCUUGCCAUGUCUGCAUGCAAUGUGGACUAUGUACCAAGCUCUUCCAUUUGUAAAGGAGAGGGACCUCUACUCAGGCUUCUUUGCAAAGUUCUCCAUGAGCUACCAUUCUUUUCUGGUGGGUGUGCUGCUGUGCUAUCCACUGCUGUGGCUGAAGCUGUACCUGCAUGUGUUCAAGCAGCGCAAGUCCAAGCUGGGAAAGGUGGACAAGAAGAAACGGGCAUGAGGCAAGCAGAUUUUUGGGAGGGUAUUGCAGCUGAAGCAGUUGCGGCGCUUGGCUGGGUUGAACAACAACUUACUAUACUGCCAGCAGAUUACUGUGGCUGUCUACCUUUGGAACAACAACUUAUUAUACAACUAGCAGAGUACUAAUCUCAAAUAUUUUUGAGAGUAAUUCAGUUUGCCCAUUUUGGAGGUUAUGUGCACUGAGAGCAAAUAGGUGUAUACUUCUUUUCUAUGAGAAAACGGUUGGACAGUAGAUCAGGCCUUAUGAGAAAGGCGAGGAAGGCCCAUAGCUGCCUUUUGUUUUUUGUACUUCAAUUUGAUAUAGUGAAUUUCCAUCAUUGCACA